This is a messenger RNA of Bactrocera neohumeralis, 978 nucleotides long. RefSeq names its product C-type lectin lectoxin-Lio2-like. Gene Ontology annotation, cellular component: external side of plasma membrane. The transcript is spliced from 4 exons. Gene Ontology annotation, molecular function: carbohydrate binding. Gene Ontology annotation, biological process: biological process involved in interspecies interaction between organisms. Lineage: Eukaryota; Metazoa; Arthropoda; Insecta; Diptera; Tephritidae. The record is from RefSeq and is a predicted model, not a curated record. The coding region runs from base 156 to 737 and encodes 193 amino acids.
GCGAACAGCUAGUGAACUCAAUAGACAUUUUUUAAAAUAUAUGAUUUAGUAUUAUAACAAGUUAUCGACAGGCAAAAGGUUAAACAUCAACAAUUUUGGAAUUUUAUUUAAAAGGUUAUGGAACUGGAAUAUUUAUAGCUUAAAAUCUUGACAAAAUGUUAUUUUCGAAAAACUUAUUCCUGUUGCCGGCAAUCACACUUCUGCUGCUAGCUAGAGUUGCUGCCCAAACAACAACUUCAGAAUCUUACGAGCUUUCAAAGGACGACAUGACCUACGGAGAUUAUGAGACCACAGAAGAUAGGUCCGGGCAGCUAAUCGUCAGUCACGACACACCCUUUUCUCCGCAGCGCAAAUACAUUGUCACCCUGAUCAAGCUGAACUGGUUUGCAGCUUAUGCUUUCUGCGAGCAAAAUGGUUGGUCGCUGGUCAGCAUUGAAUCUGCAGCGGAGCAAUUUCAAGUGCAAAAUUAUAUAAAUUACUUUAAUCUGGAGAGCAGCGAUUUCUGGACUUCUGGCAAUAAGUUAGCUGACUUACAGAACUUCCGUUGGGGUUACAAUGGUUCCAAAUUUAGUUAUACGAACUGGGCAAUGGGUGAACCCAAUAAUUUUAUGGGCGGUCAGCAUUGUGUGAAAUUACUGGAGAACUCUUUGAAGUGGGAUGAUGAUUUCUGCGAGAAUAGUCAUCAUUUCAUUUGUCAAAUGGAUAGGUAUCCAACCACCAAUAUGGGGCCGUCAUAGGUAUGGACAUUUGUGUGAAGCACUAGGGUGCUUCGGAAAUCUUUUCAGAGAAGUCGUUUUUCCAAAAAUUUUUAAAGUUACUAGACUUCUUGCAAGCUUGGAAUAUAUAAAUAUUAGUUGAGAAAUAUUCAAAAAAUUAUUUUAAAAAAUGUUGCUAAAGCUAUCAAAUUUUGGGUUUCUUUCGAGAUAGUCUACUAAUGUAAAAUUCAAAAAACAAAAUAUAUUAAUUGUGUAAAAAGUU